Wyeomyia smithii (pitcher-plant mosquito) is the source of this 2309-nucleotide messenger RNA. It is a transcript of the gene black, whose product is annotated as cysteine sulfinic acid decarboxylase. NCBI's taxonomy places the organism in Eukaryota, Metazoa, Arthropoda, Insecta, Diptera, Culicidae. The transcript is spliced from 4 exons. The record is from RefSeq and is a predicted model, not a curated record. Gene Ontology annotation, biological process: carboxylic acid metabolic process. Gene Ontology annotation, molecular function: pyridoxal phosphate binding; carboxy-lyase activity. Gene Ontology annotation, cellular component: cytoplasm. The coding region runs from base 214 to 1893 and encodes 559 amino acids.
AUGCUUGGAUCGCUUUAGUCUGAGUUCGUUUACUUCAACCAAGACCAGUCGAGCAGCCGACGGACGGCAAGAAGCUUCUUAUUCUCUGUAAUCUACGAUAUCAAGAGUAGAGGAGCCUAGUGAUAUUGUCCUUGACUGGUACACUGUGUUGUGAAAGUGUCAUUAAGUGCAGUCGAAUCGGCAGUGUUCGAGAGUGAAGAAAAUCUCAAGAAAAUGCCUUCCAACAGAAUGUUAGACGUUGCUCUUCAGGUCACCGACGACUUCAAUGUGUCCAGUGGAUCAGACAGUGCAGGGGUUUCGGAAGAUGAAGAUGUUCAUUUGUUUACAACAAUCAAUAAUACAAUAUUGUCCAAACCGCUGGCAAAGUCUUUGUCGCAGAAUAAGAAAGACGAACUCAAGACCAGUAAACCUAACGUUAAACGUUAUGCAAGUCUACCGAAUCGUGAGCAACACCAGAAGUUUUUAACUGACUUUUUGUCGGAGGUAUUAAAUGGAGCGGUUUUCAAUGCAACCGAUCGUACGAACAAAGUUCUAAACUGGGUUGAUCCAGAAAAUUUGAAACAAGCCCUUGAUUUGGAAUUAAAAAAUGAUCCAGAUUCGGACGAGAAGUUAUUGCAGCUGGCUAAAGCUAUCAUCCAACAUUCGGUUAAAACUGGUCAUCCUUACUUCAUGAAUCAGUUGUUCUCGUCGUUAGAUCCAUACGGAUUUGCCGGCCAAAUUUUAACAGACGCAUUGAACCCCAGUGUCUACACCUUCGAAGUUUCACCAGUUUUCGUGUUGAUGGAGGAAGUUGUGCUCAAAGAGAUGCGGAACAUCGUCGGUUAUCCAAAUGGGGUUGGCGACGGAAUAUUCUGCCCUGGAGGCUCAAUGGCGAACGGAUACGCGAUCAGCUGCGCUCGCUAUAAUUUCAUGCCAGAAGUGAAGACGAGAGGAUUACAUGCACUUCCGCGGUUAGCGAUUUUCACAUCAGAAGACGCUCACUACUCCAUUAAAAAGCUAGCCUCUUUUAUGGGUAUCGGCUCGGACAAUGUAUAUUCGAUUCGUACUGACACCGUUGGCAAGAUGCGUGUGGAUCAUUUAGAAGCGGAAAUUCUGCGUGCCAAAUCGGACGGAGCCUUGCCGUUCAUGGUUUCAGCAACCUCUGGAACUACAGUGAUCGGAGCAUUCGAUCCCCUGGACCAAAUAGCUGAUCUGUGUCUAAAGUACAAACUUUGGUUACACGUAGACGCAGCAUGGGGCGGUGGUGCUCUUAUGUCUAAGAAAUAUCGGAAACUACUGAAAGGUAUCGAACGAUCAGAUUCAGUUACGUGGAACCCACACAAACUAUUGGCAGCUCCGCAGCAAUGCUCAACAUUCCUGACCCGUCACGAGGCUGUCCUGUCAGAUUGCCAUUCGACGAACGCGACGUACCUGUUCCAGAAAGAUAAAUUUUACGAUACCCGGUAUGACAUUGGAGACAAACAUAUCCAGUGCGGUCGUCGAGCCGACGUCCUGAAGUUCUGGUUCAUGUGGCGAGCUAAGGGUACCUCUGGUUUGGAGCAGCACAUUGACAAAUUAUUCGAAAAUGCCGAAUACUUUACUAACAGUAUUAAAUCCCGAACCGGCUUCGAAAUGGUCGUGGAGAACCCAGAAUGCACUAAUGUAUGCUUUUGGUAUGUCCCGCCUAGCCUUAGGAAUCUGUCCCGAGAUAGUCCUGAGUUCUCCGAACGCCUACAUAAGGUUGCGCCUAAAGUCAAGGAACGUAUGAUGCGCGAAGGCUCGAUGAUGAUCACUUACCAACCAAUUCAUGAUAAACCCAACUUUUUCCGACUUGUGUUGCAAAACUCGUCGUUGGAUAGAUCGGACAUGAAUUAUAUUAUCGACAAAAUCGAGCAAUUAGCCAAUGAUUUAUAAAUAUGAAAAUUAGGCAACAACUUCUUUUGACUUUGAGUGUGUCUUCUAUCUAACUAAUGUAAAUUAUAUAUUUCGCAUUGACUAAUUUAUAUUUAUUUAAUUGCCAUAGGCAUGCCACAAAAAAUUUAAAAGUUAUUGUCCUAUUUUGUUGGACUCAACAAGAAAGUAUUUAUGAUCAUGAGGUAAGGAUUGUUUCUCCCAUUAUCUAUUUUAUUUCAAUUUUUACGUUCACUUUGUCACAUAACUCCAAUUUAUACAUUCGAUCACUUUACUCAACGAGUAUGUAGAUUACGAAUGCUUGCAUUCGAUAUGUGAAAGUCAGAAAUAAAAAUACAAAAAUGAAAAGAAAUGAAUCCAAAAAGUGCAUAACUUCUGUCACUGUUAUAGAGUACAAGAAUAAAGAAUAAAAAGCCCAA